Mucor velutinosus is the source of this 228-nucleotide messenger RNA. RefSeq lists its product as uncharacterized. The record is from RefSeq and is a predicted model, not a curated record. The transcript has a single exon. The coding region runs from base 1 to 228 and encodes 75 amino acids. Lineage: Eukaryota; Fungi; Mucoromycota; Mucoromycetes; Mucorales; Mucoraceae.
AUGAGCAGCUACAAUCAUCGUUUCUCCAUCAAAACCGACUCAAAUGAUCAACAAACAUUGCAAUAUCUCUCCGCUGCCUGUAUAGCUCAAUGGGUCCAACAAAAGCCAAGUGCAAAGGCAAUCAUGACCUUGGAUGAUGGAGAUACCAUCAACUUGCCUGUGUAUGCUCUCAGACGUAGAAAUGCCGUCGUUGCUCAGUUGCCAGAUGCCCCUCUUAUUACUGCUUAA